Messenger RNA from Drosophila yakuba, 2403 nucleotides. It is a transcript of the gene C901, whose product is annotated as protein jagged-2. Gene Ontology annotation, biological process: cell communication. The coding region runs from base 441 to 2111 and encodes 556 amino acids. NCBI's taxonomy places the organism in Eukaryota, Metazoa, Arthropoda, Insecta, Diptera, Drosophilidae. The transcript is spliced from 8 exons. Gene Ontology annotation, cellular component: membrane. The record is from RefSeq and is a predicted model, not a curated record.
CAUUAUUUAUUUAAAAUGUGACAGAUUCAUUUUAUUCCCUUAUUUUGUGAAACAAUCUCUCUUUUUAUAUAAUUUAUGUCACUUAUUUUCAGGGGUGAAAUAUACACCUGAGCCCACUGUGCGUGAGUACUCAGCUGUUCUGGGUUUACCGGUUGACCCAAUUACCACCUCUCAGCGCUCUCUCAUCGCUGCAAGUCUUGAGUUCACGGUGAAGGCCAGAAGAAUGACAGAGAGAAGAGCGAAAAGAGAAGAGCGAAGGGAAAAGAGCGAAGAGAAAAGAGCGGAGAGCAGAUGAAAGAGUCAAGAAUCGGCCAGAGGCAGCUGGUCCGACGAGGCGGCUACUUGAUUAGUUCCACAGCGAUCGCAGACCCAGACGGACCUUCGACAAGAAAGAAGCUGCAGUCUCCACCGUUAAGAUAUUUAUAAAAUCGGGCUUAGAUAUGUUGCCAGACAAAAAGGCGGCUCUCCUGCUGCUGACCGCGAUCACCGCCCUCAAAUUGCAGGAAAUAAAUGCCUACAGGCGCAAUUUCGAUGCGCGGCAAAGCAGUAAUUCCAAUAUUCCACUCUGGAAACAGCGAGCGUGUGAGAAAUCGCAGAAGCAGCGGCAAAAUGCACACUAUGUUUGCGAUGAAAAGGGCGACUUCAAGUGUCUGCCUGGGUGGCAGGGUGAUCUUUGCCAGGUGCCCAUGUGUCGCAGGGGCUGUGACCCCAUGAAUGGUUACUGCCAGCGACCCGGCGAGUGCAGGUGUCGCAUUGGAUACAGUGGCGAACUCUGCGACAAGUGCAUCCCGCUUCCAGGCUGCCAACAUGGUGGAUGCACCAAGCCAUUCGAGUGCAUUUGCAAGCCUGGCUGGGCGGGACUCUUCUGCACGGAACCAAGUUGCCGUAGCGGAUGCCACAGCACCCGUGGAUAUUGCGAGGCGCCUGGGGAGUGCCGUUGUCGGAUUGGCUAUGCCGGACGCACUUGCUCCGAGUGCGCCACAAUGCCGGGCUGCCAGCACGGCACCUGCAACAAGCCACUGGAAUGCCUCUGCCUGCCCGGCUACACCGGUCUUCUGUGCCAGACGCCCAUCUGUGAUUCAGAUUGCAGCAAGCAGCACGGAUAUUGCCGCAAACCCGGCGAGUGUCGCUGCAAAGUGGGCUGGACGGGCAGCCAGUGCGACAAGUGCUUCCCGUAUCCGGGUUGUGCCAACGGGGAUUGCGAGGCGCCGUGGGAGUGCAACUGCCAUCCCGGCUGGGGCGGAAUGCUGUGCGAUGAGAAGCUCACCUACUGCGUGGAGCAUCCGGACACGUGCGAAAACGGGGGCAAGUGCACAUCGCUGAGCCGCGAGGAUGGCAGCUACCAGUGCCAGUGCCGGCAGGGAUUUCUGGGCAAGAACUGCGAGAUACGCGAUGACUUUCUGCUGACCUCAGAGGCGCCGCCGCGUAUCACACCGCCCACACCCGCCGCACUCGAGCUAGAACUAGAUGGCGAACUGGACCAGAACGGGCAGCAGGACAUCGUCGGUACAGGUGUGCCCGAUGACAGCGCGCCAGGAGGCGAUCUGGUUGGGGAAAAGUUGCCGGCGGGUAACGAGCCGGAGCGCCGGAAAAAUGACACCACAACCGCAGGAGCUGGAGUGAGAGUGGGAGUGGGAUCCAUGAAUCCACUACCCGGCAACACGAACGCCACAAGGACGACAAUGAUGGUGGCUGGAACUGGAACUGUCAGCCACAAUGCGACUAAUGAAGCGUUAAGCGACGUUACAACGAGGCGUGCCACCCCGAUUCCCCACACAUCCGGCGAAAAAGCCGGAAAGGGUAAUGCAACAAGUGUGGCGGCAGCGACUGGACCCUCCUCGUCCAUCAGUACCAGCCAGGAGCAAACAAUAGCAAACUUGGCGCCAGCUGCAACAGGAGCAGGAGCAGGAGCAGGAACAGGAACAACAACAGCAGCCACAUCCGUGACCAGCCACAAGGAUAAGCCAAAUGUGGCGGACGCGGAGGAGGAGGAGGAGGAGGAUGACGAGGAUGAUGAGGAGGAUGAGGAUGGCGAGUACGAUGAGGAGGAGGAUGAGGACGAGGACGAUGAGGAAGAUGACAGCGAUCAACUCAUACCAAAUAUUAUAUAGUUAAGCUGCCUGACAAAUGACAAGUAAUCCCUCUUUUAUACUACAUAUACACACAGUGUUCAGUUAGGAGCCAUCUCUGCAUUUUAAGUAUCCAGCAUCUCGAAGUGUCUUUUUUUUUAAUAUUUAUUAUUUACGAGUAAGUGAAACACCCAAUUGAAAAAUCCAUGCAUUGCGAUAGAUAUACAUAUAUAAAUUGUAUUUAUUUAUGAUAAAUUUAGGGAUUAGGCUAAGCAAUUUUCGAUUUAACAAAUGUCAAAAAAAAAAUGAUAUUAUUAAAGUUUGCUAAUCUUAA